Molecule: messenger RNA, 1269 nt
Organism: Kluyveromyces lactis
Lineage: Eukaryota; Fungi; Ascomycota; Saccharomycetes; Saccharomycetales; Saccharomycetaceae
Gene: RIO2
Product: protein kinase RIO2
Exons: 1
Coding region: 1-1269 (422 amino acids)
Biological process (GO): maturation of SSU-rRNA; protein phosphorylation
Cellular component (GO): cytosol; preribosome, small subunit precursor; nucleus
Molecular function (GO): ATP binding; protein serine/threonine kinase activity
Source: RefSeq, a predicted model, not a curated record
AUGAAAUUAGACACAUCUCAUAUGCGGUAUUUGACCGCAGAUGAUUUCAAAGUAUUGCAAGCUGUGGAACAAGGGUCUAGAAACCAUGAAGUUGUACCAACUCAACUUAUACACAAUAUAUCUGGUAUGCGCUCCGCAAGUGGUACCAACAGAUCAAUCAGUGAUCUUGCAAAAUUAAGUUUAGUCUCGAAAUUGAGAAAUUCAAAAUAUGAUGGUUAUAGAUUAACAUACAACGGAUAUGACUAUCUGGCAUUAAAGUCUAUGUUAAAUAGAGACACUUUAUACUCCGUUGGAACUACUAUCGGUGUCGGAAAGGAAUCUGACAUUUAUCAAGUGAGUGACCGCUCAGGUGAAUCCAAAGUUUUGAAAAUUCACAGGCUUGGUAGAACGUCCUUUCAUACCAUUAAGAAUAACAGAGAUUAUUUAAGGAAUGGACAAAGUGCAUCAUGGAUGCAUCUAUCUAAACUAGCUGCAAAUAAGGAAUAUCAGUUUAUGACAAUGUUGUACGAUAGAAAUUUCGAAGUUCCGCAACCUUUUGACAACUCAAGACAUUGUGUCUUAAUGGAGCACAUCAGAGGAUAUCCCAUGAGAAGAUUAGGAAAACAUAAAAAUUUGCCAAAAUUAUAUUCAGACUUGAUGUGUUUCAUAGUGAAGUUAGCGAACCAUGGUCUAAUUCAUUGUGAUUUCAAUGAAUUCAAUAUUAUGAUUAAGGAUGAGCCUGAAGGUGAAGAUGAUCCGGGCUACGUUGUAAUUGAUUUUCCUCAGUGUAUCUCCAUUCAACAUCAGGAUGCGGCCUAUUACUUUAAGAGAGAUGUUGACUGUAUAAGAAGAUUUUUCAAGAAGAAGUUGAAGUAUGAACCUCAAGAAGACGCUACAUUUUUAGAUACGGACGGUUUUGGUGAUGGUUUCAAAUACCCGCACCCAGUAUUCGAAAGAGAUAUAGAAAGAUGUGAUAAUCUUGAUGAAUUGGUUAAGGCAUCAGGUUUUACCAAAAAGCACCCUGGCGACCGGGAUCUCGAAUUAGCUGUGCAAAGCAUGAGAGACGAGGAAUAUACCAAAGAACGUCAAAAUGAAGACGACAGCGAUUAUGAAGUGCAGAAUGAGUCAGAUUAUUCAGCUUAUUCAGAUUCUUCCGAUAUUUCUGAUGAUGAACUAUCCGAUUCAGAAAGCGAAGGCGACGAAGAAAAUGAACGUAUUAUAGAGGCUAUUUCCAAUGGUGUAAGUAACUUGAAGAUUGACAGUUUAGGUAACUAUAUACUUGAGGAAUAA